AUGCUUACUGUCCAAGCAUACAUGUGAUUGACCUUCAAAAAAAAUUUUCCCAACUGCUCUGAAGGACUGACAAACACACUAAAUUACUUGUCCGCCGCCCCUCUAUCCCGGCACUAUCAAUCGCUUAGUAUUGGAAGCAAACCCUCUGGCCAUACUCGACGAGAUGACUGAGCCAGAUGCUCCGCCGACGUUCCAGGACCGUAUCCUAGGUCUUAUCCAGCCUGGCAUUCUACUUCCUUGGGCACUCAAACACUAUGCCAUCGUGGUAUAUGAGACAAUCUUCUACCGCAGACAACCACUUGCGCCUCUUCUCCGCUCCAAGGAGAUUCGCGAUGAGGCCUUCAGUCGAUUUUGGGUCGAGUUCUCCGUGCCUCCCAACGAGGAUGACACGCAGGCAGUCCCAGAUAUAAGCACGCUGACCGGCUCAGCCGCCUUGAUCCCACCAUUGCUCGCCAAAGCGCGGGGUGUUGUCCUAGACAUGGGGCCGGGAACGGGCUCACAAAUGCCGUAUUUUGCUGCUCAGCCAUCGCCUAAUAACAACAUCUCUGCGAUUUACGGUGCUGAGCCAUGCGUCGGCCUGCACGCUGAAUUGCGUCGACGAGCCACAAUUAAUGGUCUCGAUGGGAAAUACCACAUCGUGCCGGCUAGCGCCGAGAAAGCGGAAUUGCUUAGUGCUCUGCAGAAACAGGGCGUCCAGACUGACAAUGCAGGAGGUGAACCCGGUCAGAUUUUCGACACGAUUGUCUGUAUUCGAGUUCUCUGCUCCGUGCCCAAUCCGGAACGGACAAUUGCUGAUUUAUAUUCUCUUUUGCGUUCGGGGGGACAGAUAAUUGUUGUUGAGCAUGUUGUUAAUCCAUUUCCGUGGCAGAAAGGUGCGAGUGCUAUUGCGAGGGUUUCGCAGCUUCUGUUUACCCUCCUGGGAUGGAGCUACUUUGUGGGGGAUUGCCGGCUUGAUAGGGACACUAUGUCUUAUUUAUGUAAGGCGGCAGAUCAGGAUGGAGGGUGGGGAAAGGUUGAGCUGGAACAGAGGUUUUUAUGGUCAGCUAUGCCUUAUAUAGCCGGAACUCUGACGAAGAGACUGUAGAUGUAUGCAUGGAUAUAGGUUAUUCAUACGAGCUUCAAUGCUGUUUGUUUUGUAUAUGUCCUUGAUUUGGCGUACCUUCUAUUACGUGAUAGUUUGGUGUUAUAAGGC
Messenger RNA from Talaromyces proteolyticus, 1192 nucleotides. RefSeq names its product S-adenosyl-L-methionine-dependent methyltransferase. Lineage: Eukaryota; Fungi; Ascomycota; Eurotiomycetes; Eurotiales; Trichocomaceae. The record is from RefSeq and is a predicted model, not a curated record. The transcript is spliced from 2 exons. The coding region runs from base 164 to 1084 and encodes 306 amino acids.